Molecule: messenger RNA, 447 nt
Organism: Apaloderma vittatum (bar-tailed trogon)
Lineage: Eukaryota; Metazoa; Chordata; Aves; Trogoniformes; Trogonidae
Gene: MGST3
Product: microsomal glutathione S-transferase 3
Exons: 5
Coding region: 1-447 (148 amino acids)
Cellular component (GO): membrane; endoplasmic reticulum; nuclear envelope
Molecular function (GO): glutathione peroxidase activity; glutathione transferase activity
Source: RefSeq, a predicted model, not a curated record
AUGGCUGUUCUGUCCAAGGAGUAUGGCUACGUCAUCCUGACGGGGGCUGCCAGCUUCAUCUUGGUCGGGUACCUCGCUGUGAAAGUGGGUAAAGCCCGCAAGAAGUACAAUGUGGAGUAUCCAACCAUGUACAGCACAGACCCUGAACACGGGCGGAUAUUCAACUGCAUCCAGCGUGCACACCAGAACACAUUGGAAGUUUACCCUGCUUUCCUGUUCUUCUUAGCCACUGGUGGACUCUACCACCCGCGGCUUGCCACAGGGCUUGGCAUCACCUGGAUCCUUGGGAGAGCCCUUUACGCCAACGGCUACUAUACGGGAGAUCCAAAAAAACGAAGUAGAGGGGCUUUUGGUUCACUUGCACUCCUUGGGCUGGUGGGCACAGGAGUAUAUUCAGCUUGCCAGCACCUCGGCUGGAUAUGUGAGAGACAAUGCAGAUCAUUGUGA